This is a messenger RNA of Chelonus insularis, 1931 nucleotides long. RefSeq names its product protein 5NUC-like. The record is from RefSeq and is a predicted model, not a curated record. Gene Ontology annotation, cellular component: plasma membrane. NCBI's taxonomy places the organism in Eukaryota, Metazoa, Arthropoda, Insecta, Hymenoptera, Braconidae. Gene Ontology annotation, molecular function: metal ion binding; nucleotide binding; 5'-nucleotidase activity. Gene Ontology annotation, biological process: AMP catabolic process. Bases 106 to 1797 code for a protein of 563 amino acids. The transcript has 7 exons.
UAAUAAGAAGUAAAAUAUACCGAAAGUUCUGUAAAAAAUAUUAUUUGAAUUAAUAAUAGUUUGAAGCCAAAAGGAUCAACCAUCCUUUUAUAAUCAUUUAUUGCCAUGCAUCACAAAAUUUUUGUUUUUUUGUUUUCUAUAUUAAUUUCACAUGCUUUUGGAAAAUUAGUACAUAAAAAUAACGACUGGAUUCUUAGAAUUAUUCAUACAAAUGACAUGCACUCAAGAUUUGAUGAGAUCUCUUCUACUAAUAAAGUAUGUUCUUCAGAAGAUUCAGAAGCUGGAAAAUGUUACGGUGGCUUUGCUAGAAUUGCAACUUUAGUCCGAGAAGCAAGAAAUUCAAGUUCUGCUACACUUUUUCUAAAUGCAGGAGAUUCUUAUCAAGGAAGUAAUUGGUUUUUUGUGCACAAAUGGAAAAUUGUAUCUGAAUUUUUAAAUAUUUUACAGCCAAAUGUAGUUACACUGGGAAAUCAUGAAUUUGAUAAUGGUGUAGAAGGAUUGAUUCCUUUCAUAACUCAUGCUCAGUUUCCAAUUGUUGUAUCCAACUUGGAUCUUUCCAACGAGCCAUUGCUGAGUGCUACAAAGAUUAAAAAAAGUGUAAUAUUAACUGUAGCUGGUAGACGGAUUGGUGUGAUUGGGUAUCUAACUCCUGAUACUCAAAACACUUCCAAUACUGGCAACGUACAAUUUUUGGAUGAAGUUCAAUCAAUAAAAAAAGAAGUUAAAAAACUUCAAGCUAAUGGUGUAAAUAUUUUAAUAGCACUUGGCCAUUCAGGAUUUUCAAUGGACAAAAAAAUAGCAGCUAAAGUUGAUGGGUUAGAUUUAGUUAUUGGAGGACAUACCAAUACAUUCUUGUAUAAUGGAAAGCCACCAGGUUCAGAGAAACCUGAAGGUCCUUAUCCUGUUGAAGUUGAACAAAAAACUGGACGAAAAGUAUAUGUUGUUCAAGCUUAUGCUUACACAAAAUAUUUAGGAGAUUUAUCUAUUAAAUUUGAUGCAAAAGGAGAAAUUAUUAAAAUUAAAGGAAAUCCUAUUUUAGUGGAUAGUAGCAUUCAAAAAGCACAAGAUGUUGUAGAUGAAUUGGAAAAAUGGAGACCAGCAGUGGAAAAUCUGACUACUUAUCCCGUUGGUUCAAGUAAAGUAUUUUUAGAAGGCAAAAGUGUAAUUUGUAGAAAAGUAGAAUGUAAUUUGGGUAAUCUUAUCGUUGAUGCAAUGAUUGAUUAUAAUAUGAAAGAUUAUAAAAAUGAUAAGGGAUAUUGGACUGAUGCUGCAAUUGCUAUGCACAAUAGUGGAACUAUCAAGGAUUCAAUCAAUAAAAUGCCAGAUGAAGAUAUUACUGUAAGUGAUAUAAUGUCAGUAUUGCCUUUCAGCAAUGAUCUAGUAAAGCUUGAAGUAUCAGGAAAGCAGAUUCUCCAAGUAUUAGAACACAGCGUUUAUCAGAUGCAGCUGAAUUAUACCGAAUAUUAUUCUGGAGCUUUUAUGCAUUAUUCAGGAAUUCAAGUAAUAUAUGAUUUGAAUAAACCAAGUGGAUCAAGAGUAGUACCAGGUUCUGUUUAUGUUCGUUGUGCCUCUUGCCGUGUUCCUGUUUAUGAACAACUUGAGAAUAACAAAAUGUACACAAUUUUGACAAUAGAUUAUUUACGAAAAGGUGGUGAUGGUUAUAAGAUGUGGACAACAGCUAAUUGGACACGAACAGGAAUCACAACAGAUGAAGUCCUUAUUGAUUAUUUUCGAAGACGAAGUCCAGUUUUUGCAGGGGUUGAAAGGAGAAUUCAAUUUUUUGAUCAUGACAAUUGAUAGAAAUAUUUGUACAUAUAUUUAAAAGUGAUAAGAGUAUAUAGAAAAUCAUAAACACAAGUAGUAAUUGAUUGAAUGAGACCAGAAGGGUAAGAGUAUGACAACUUCAAGAUCAAAUAAAAGAUUUACACUUC